Helicoverpa zea (corn earworm) is the source of this 2427-nucleotide messenger RNA. Its product is annotated as serine/threonine-protein phosphatase 2A regulatory subunit B'' subunit gamma-like. Gene Ontology annotation, cellular component: centrosome; spindle. Lineage: Eukaryota; Metazoa; Arthropoda; Insecta; Lepidoptera; Noctuidae. The transcript has 7 exons. Bases 114 to 1550 code for a protein of 478 amino acids. Gene Ontology annotation, biological process: T cell homeostasis; positive regulation of B cell differentiation; microtubule cytoskeleton organization. The record is from RefSeq and is a predicted model, not a curated record.
AUUGCAACUGUCAUUGAGUCUCCAUGACAACACGGCUCUGGCUAAAAAUCGCGUAAAUAAAAAUAAAUUUUAAUUGAUUCUAAGAUAACAUUGCAGAGUUAUUACUUAAAAUAAUGUCUGAAACUAAAACAGAAACCAAUAAAGAAGAUACUGCUAACAAUAAUACAAGUACGGAACAAAAACCAGUCGAUGACAAACAAAUAAAACUUAAUAACAAACUAAAAGACAAACUCAGGAAAUAUAUCAAAAAGUUGGAUGAAACAGGCACAAGCAUAACAAAAGAAGAAAGCAUAAAGCUAGAAGUGGACACAUUCAAGCAGCUUUACAAGCCCAAACUAGCUGGUAACGAGCAAUCAUACAAAAACAUACCAAAAUUCUACUUCAAGCUACCACGCCCUGAUGACACACUGGCCCAGAAGUUACGAGAAGAGACAAGAGCUCAGUUCUUACAGAAGAAAAGCAAAGAAUUGCUUGAUAACAGUGAAUUGAAACAUCUUUGGAGUUUGUUGGAGAAGAGUAAUGGGAAUAGUACCGUGACCAAUAAUGAUGAGCUCAUUAUUGAUUACUUUCAGUUUAAGAAGAUUAGAGACGAAGCGGGGCCUAAGUAUAAGCCAUAUUUCACAGCAGAAGUGUUCGGUCGCCUCCAAGCGGCUGAAGGUGGAGUGGGGCGAGUCCGAGCAGUCUCGCUGUUCAAUUACGUCAUGAGGAGAGUGUGGCUGCAGCAGACCAGGAUCGGACUGUCUCUGUAUGAUGUCACCGGACAGGGAUAUUUGACUGAGCAUGAUCUAGAAAGCUACAUAGCCGAGCUAGUACCGUCGCUCGCAGCUCUAGACGGUCUAGACUCGUCAUUCAGUUCGUUCUACGUGUGCACAGCUGCGAGGAAGUUCCUGUUCUUCCUCGAUCCUCUGAGAGUGGGGAGGGUCAGGAUACGAGAUGUGUUGUCCUGUUCGUUUCUUGAUGAUUUGUUAGAGCUAAGAGAAGAAGACUUGCCAAUGGAACUUCAGGAACAGAACUGGUUCAGCGCGGCGUCAGCUCUGCGUGUGUAUGGACAGUACCUCAACCUGGACAGAGACCAUAAUGGCAUGCUCAGCAUUAAUGAGUUGGCUAGCUACGGCUCAGGCACGUUAACCCGUGCAUUUCUCCAACGUGUCUUCCAACAGUGCCUCACCUACGACGGCGAGAUGGAUUACAAGACAUACCUAGACUUAGUGCUAGCGUUAGAGAAUAGGAAGCAGCCGGCAGCACUGGCGUAUCUGUUCAGAGUGUUGGAUAUUAACUGUGUGGGCUACCUUGAUGCAUUCACGCUGAAUUAUUUCUUUAAGGCAAUACAAGAGCAAAUGAUAGCCCACGGCGCGGAACCAGUGAACUUCGACGACGUGAAAGACGAGAUCUUCGACAUGAUCCGACCUUCAGAGCCGUCCCGCAUCACGCUGGCAGACCUGGUGAGGAGUGGGCAUGGACACACCGCUGUGUCCAUCCUGCUGGAGCUGCACGGCUUCUGGGCUUACGAGAACAGGGAGGCACUGGCUGCCGCCGGGGACCAUGCCUGACGACCGACCCUGCUUAGGGAUGGCUGAAGAACUGUGUGUUUAAAAUGCUUAAAGGCAAUAUAUGACAGAUAAGUUUAUAUCAAGAGGCCUGGUAUCAAACGCCAAUUUGAACAAAUAUAAAUACAGAUUUAUAAGUUCAGGGAAGCAGCACAUAUGUUACUCAUUCAUGAAAAAGUCAUUCAACUGGUGUAUUUCAUUUUUGGCUUCACCAACCACCUUCCAAGGAGCGUAGUGACUUGAAAAUUAUCAUUCGUAUGUAGUUCUGAUGACAAUACUAUAUGGUACUGUCGUACUGGUCUGAUGAUGGAGACUGAAGAUAUGAACUGGAACUUCAUGAUGGAAUAUCGUAUCAAAGCUGUGUUUAGACUUGUUAGAAAAGUUUUAAAUUGAACUUUUUCCAGUUUUACGUGCAUUUAUAAAAGCUUGUUUUUCUAAACUAUUAAUUUAUUUUUGUGUGAAUAAUACUGUUGAGAAGUGAAAAUUGUAGGAAAUUGUGACUGGGUGUAUGAACACUUUUGUAUACAAUAUAGUUUAGUUCUGAGAUUUGAAUAAAUUAAUUAAAAUGAAAUGUUGCAAAUAAUGUUGAAUGUUCCUAAAUCCAGAUAUUUUAAAAUGUUGAACUUGAGAAAGUUUUCAAUAAAACACGAUGAAUUCUGAAAGAAUAAUUAUAAUAACUUGAAAUAUAUAAUAUAAAAACAAUGUGUAUAUAAAAUAACAAUUGAUAACUUGUAAAUAUAAAUAUCAUAUAUCUAUACAUUGCGAUUUUCUUUUUAUUGUACUUAUUGACAUUAAAGCUUACUAUUACGCAAAUUAAAUUAUUGUUGAUUUGAAUAACAAUUAUAAAAUAAUAAAAUGUUUCUUAUAAAAUAAUAUUGUA